This is a messenger RNA of Rubroshorea leprosula, 2428 nucleotides long. NCBI's taxonomy places the organism in Eukaryota, Viridiplantae, Streptophyta, Magnoliopsida, Malvales, Dipterocarpaceae. The record is from the annotation of a GenBank genome assembly.
ACUAGAUAUAUGAAUUUACAAAUUCACAUUAAACUGUAAAUGCCUUUCUAGAAAAUGAAAGAUAAAGCUCAAUUAGGCAAAGUGGCCCGCUUUAAGUGCUUGAAAGGAUAUGCCGCAAGGACAUAGCAUAAUUGCAUCUCCUGGCUGAAUAUCUUACUCUGCAACUCCUGAGUCCUGACCAAUGAACUAUUUUGGUAAUGUCUGCAAAAUUUCUCAACUCUCCACCUUUGAAUCUAAAUCUAUUCAUUUGGUUAGGUAACAGUUUUAUAUGUGGCAUUUUCUUAAUUAAAAGAACAAAUUCCAAAUCAGAAUCCUCUCCUUCUCCACCAAUUCCAAGCUGAUACAUACCAAUGAGGCAAUAAGAUACGGGCAGGCAAUUGACAGCCAUAUUUUAGCCUUUGCAUUCUUAUCACGCACCAUAAAUUCCCCACCAACUCUCUAUUAAUUGGGUUACUCCCUUUAGAAAUAGAAACUAACACACUCACGAAACGCAUGCACUCAAAACACUUGCCUGAAUUUCCCAUCUUUCUUCAAAGCCAAAUAUAUUUUUGGGAACAAAGCUUAUCUCACCACUUUGCUUCCCAAUCAUGUCUGCAACAUCAGAAGAGAACCCUCAGCUACCUUCCCCUUCAAACCCCACUCAGGAAUUGCCAUCCAACCUCAUGGAAGUCAUGCUUUCAGAGUUAAAGAAGCAGAGAGGUAUUGCACUUCCUCUGGUGGCAAUGAACUUAACAUGGUUUGUCAAGAUUGCUGUAACAACUGCGUUCCUAGGGCGCCUUGGAGAGUUGCAGUUAGCUGGAGGCACACUGGGAUUCACCUUUGCUAAUGUCACUGGCUUCUCUGUCUUGAGUGGGCUCUGUGGCUCCAUGGAACCCAUAUGUGGUCAAGCUUAUGGGGCUAAAAACUUUAGGCUCCUUCACAAGACCCUUUUCAUGGCAGUUUUCUUGUUGCUGUUAGCCACCUUGCCUAUUUCUUUCUUGUGGCUUAACGUCGACAAAAUUCUGAUCCAUUUUGGCCAAAACGAAGACAUUUCUAAAGUAGCAAAGAUCUAUCUUUGCCAUCUCCUCCCUGAUUUGGUGGCCACUUCAUUGUUAUGUCCUCUCAAAGCCUACUUGAGUUCCCAAAGCAUAACAGUGCCCAUAAUGUUCAGCUCAGCUCUAGCCCUCACUUUGCACAUACCAAUCAACAUUGCUCUUGUAAAUAUAAAGGGUCUUGAGGGAGUCUCAAUGGCAAUUUGGAUAACUGAUUUUGUAGUUGUAAUACUGCUGGCCUUGUCUGUGUUUGUGAUAGAAAAUAACAAAGAGGGAAGGUGGGAGCAGGGAGGGUGGCUGGACCAGGGUGCUCAAGACUGGCUCAGGCUACUCAAGCUCAGCGGCCCAUGCUGUCUCACCACCUGUCUUGAAUGGUGGUGCAUUGAGAUCUUGGUCUUGUUAACAGGAAGGCUGGCCAACGCAAAGCAGGCAGUAGGAGUCUUGGCCAUUGUGUUGAACUUUGACUACCUGCUCUACUCUGUGAUGUUGUCUCUAUCCACAUGUGUGUCCACACGGGUGUCCAAUGAGCUAGGGGCAAACCAACCUGUCUCAGCUUAUCAGUCUGCAUAUGUGUCACUGGCUGUGACUGUAGUUUCUGGUUGCAUUGGAGCUUUGGUUAUGGUUGGCACAAGAGGAAUCUGGGGGUCUUUGUUCAGCCACGACAAGGGAAUUAUAAAGGGUGUGAAGAAGAUCAUGCUACUAAUGGCUGUAGUAGAACUUGUAAAUUUCCCUUUGGCUGUCUCUGGAGGAAUCGUUCGUGGAACAGCCAGGCCUUGGUUGGCUAUGUAUGCCAAUCUUGGUGGAUUCUAUCUCUUGGCUUUGCCCUUGGGUGUGAUUUUAGCCUUCAGGGUUGGUCUUGGGCUCAGUGGCUUGUUGCUAGGGUUUCUGGCUGGAAUGAUUGCCUGCUUGGUGUUGCUGUUGAUAUUUGUAGCGAGGAUAAAUUGGGUUGAAGAAGCACGCAAAGCACAAACACUUGCAUCUAGCAGACCAGAAGCUGAAUAGCUGAUAAAGAAAGAACCAAUAAAAAAUGGUUAGAGACAGUCCAUAACAUCAAAGUAUGAGAAGAAUCUGAGAUUGUAGGGAGGUUUCACAAGAGUAAAGCUAAACUGCCAUCAUAAAUAGAAAUCAACAAAUCUGACAGACAUCAACCAAGCAAUGGCAGAAAAAGUCCUAGAAAGCCCUGUUCCAUUUUUUUGUUCUCCCGGCUAACUGCCAUCUUGACCUGUUCCUUAACAUCCCUAAUUUUUUAUCUCCAGUCUACUAUAGUCCUUUCCUUUCAGUGUAAUGAAGAUGAAUAUUUCAUCCUCAUGAAUUAUAGAUAAUUAGCAGCCUCAUAGUUCCCCUUGAAAGCAUGUCUAUAAAUGAGAAUUACAUAUGAAUGAAACUUCUUUGUUAAC